GACGCGCGCGGAGCUCGACUGGCGCGGCCUGAGGCCGUAUCCUCCGCCGCGCCUUCGCCAACGCUGCCGCGGGCCCGGUUCGCGAGGAAGGGGACUAGGCCGGGGCCUGCUGUGGCCGGGUCGCCGAGCGCCGAGGCUCGCUUCCCACCGCCCCUUCCGCCCCAGCUUCACCAUCUUCCCGUCCCCAGCGGGCUGGGCGCGGGAAAGGCUUCCGGAGCCAUGGAGGAUGAGGUGGUUCGCAUUGCCAAGAAGAUGGACAAGAUGGUGCAGAAGAAGAACGCGGCUGGAGCACUGGAUUUGCUGAAAGAACUUAAGAAUAUUCCCAUGACCUUGGAAUUACUACAGUCCACAAGAAUUGGAAUGUCAGUUAAUGCUAUCCGCAAGCAGAGUACAGAUGAAGAAGUUACAUCUUUAGCAAAGUCUCUCAUCAAAUCCUGGAAAAAGUUAUUAGAUGGACCAUCAACUGAUAAAGACCCUGAAGAAAAGAAAAAAGAAUCUGCAAUGCCAUCACAAAAUAGCCCUGAAGCAAGAGAAGAAAGUAGUUCCAGUGGCAACGUAAGCAGCAGAAAGGAUGAGACAAAUGCUCGAGAUACUUAUGUUUCGUCUUUUCCUCGGGCACCAAGCACUUCUGAUUCUGUGCGGUUAAAGUGUAGGGAGAUGCUUGCCGCAGCUCUCCGAACGGGAGAUGACUACGUUGCUAUUGGAGCUGAUGAGGAAGAACUGGGAUCUCAGAUUGAGGAAGCUAUAUAUCAAGAGAUAAGGAAUACAGACAUGAAAUACAAAAAUAGAGUAAGAAGUAGGAUAUCAAAUCUUAAAGAUGCAAAGAAUCCAAAUUUAAGGAAAAAUGUGCUGUGUGGAAAUAUUCCUCCUGACUUGUUUGCUAGAAUGACAGCAGAGGAAAUGGCUAGUGAUGAGCUCAAAGAGAUGAGGAAAAACUUAACCAAAGAAGCUAUCAGAGAGCAUCAGAUGGCCAAGACUGGUGGAACUCAGACUGACUUAUUCACGUGUGGCAAAUGUAAAAAGAAGAAUUGUACUUACACACAGGUACAAACUCGUAGUGCUGAUGAACCAAUGACAACCUUUGUUGUCUGUAACGAAUGUGGAAAUCGCUGGAAGGUAGGUGCCAUCUUGAAGUCAUAUCGUACUCAUUUAUAAUAGAAUAAUUUCUUCUGGUUUUCUGUAAGUCUGCCUAGAUAAUUAAGUUAUGCCCAUAUGCUCAUAGUAUCUGGCACUCUGGAAGUCUCCGAUUAGCUACGUGUAAUGGAAUAUACUAUUUUAUACCCUACUCUAGAUGCAAUUAGCUUGAUUUUACCACCUUAUGUUUAUAUUUUGAUGCUGGCAUAGCAGGAGAAAAUCUUAGAUGUUUAGUUACCAUAAUUCAGUCCUAUACUAUUGUCAUUAGUUUAUUUUCAGCCUUACACUUUUUUGUUUUAAUAGCUUUUGAUUUUUUUUUCCCCUGGAGAUACUGUGAUUUGAACUUAGGAUAUAACACUUGCUAGGUAUGCAUUCUACGACUUAAGCCAUGUUUCCAGCCCUUUUUGUUUUAGCAAUUUUUUGAGUAGGGUCUAGAGUUUUUGCCCUGGCCAGCCUUGGACAACAAUUGUCUUGCCUAGCUGGAAUCAUAGGUGUAUACCAUCACACCUAGCUUUUGGUUGAGAUGGGAGUCUCACUAACUUUUUUUUUUUUGCCCAGGCUGACCUCGAAUAGCUAUCCUUCCAAUCUCUGCCUCCCAAGUAGCUGAGAUUAUAGGCAUUGGCAACCACACCUAGCAAAUAAUUCAUUCUUGAGUGAUUUGGAGAGGUACAAAAAACAAAAUUUAAAAUUACAGGAUUGUAUAUCACUCCCAAGAACACUGUCACUAUUAGUGUAGGUGGCUAUGUUAAGAGUGUGGGGCUGGGGCGCCAUGUUAGGAAUCAGUCUUUGGAGUCAGCACUGGCUUGUUUCCUUUUCAGUUGCCAUUACUGAGUUUAAUUUCCUCGUGGGUAAUAACCUAUAUUGCAGGUUGUGAUGAGGAGUACUGAGUAUAUUUAAAGUGCCUAUUACUGUUCCAGAAAUGCUGACCAUUUUUACCAGUUUUGUAAAGCUUACAAAAGAUUUUUUUUUCUGUUAUACUUACAGACUGUUCAGUUUGAAUUGUUCGUAUAGCUUAAAGUAUUUUGUGAAAAUCUAAAGUGAAUUGGAAUCCAGAUAACUUCCACAAAUAAUAAUUUGGGUCUUUGGUCCCAGACACUAUUUAAUUGUUAAAUCCAGUACCUGUUUUAUUAUACACAAACAUUUAGUUCUGAGCUGCAAAGGUUACUGAAAGUGUCUUCACAGUUUGAAACAAGUUGCCAGAAGUUUUUUUAUUGAUUUAAGAGAGGGACAUUCACCUUUUUUAUGUUUUUUCAAUCCUGUUGAGCAAAGGUGGCUUGUAAAGGUAAUUGGCUCAGAUUUGGUGUGCAUGUUGGGUCAUUUUGUUGUUACCAUGUAUACCUACAGUGCAGCUUGUUUUGGAUACAGGUAGUUCACAGCACGAGUUCUGAUACAGCACCUGGUGAAUUUAAGACAGUUAUAAUGUUGUUAAACUUUUUAAUCUAAAAACAUUAAGAAGAGAGGUACUUAAUACAAAUACUAAAAAUGUUUUUAUAUCUGUUCUUUAUAUGUUCCCACUAAUUCU
Molecule: messenger RNA, 2656 nt
Organism: Castor canadensis (American beaver)
Lineage: Eukaryota; Metazoa; Chordata; Mammalia; Rodentia; Castoridae
Source: RefSeq, a predicted model, not a curated record